AGCUUCCAUGGACGGCGAGCAGCGGCGGCAGCUCUCGGCUCUCCAUCAUCGUCUGCAGGAAAAUGCGAGCGGGGAGCGCUAAGAAAAUGCCAGCUGGGUCCGCCGCGCCUCCGCCGCAGACAUGAGCGGAGUCCCGCCCGCCUCCUCCAGCCGCAACAAGUCGCGCUCGCCAUGCGGAUCCACUGCAAAGUAGUUGUGAUCGCCGUGUGCCUCGGAGUUUUCCUACUUUUGUACUUUUUGGGGGGCAACGCCGCGGACGAUCCGCUGCUGAGAGAAGUUGGAGCGGAGCGGCAGGAGCAGCGGCAGCGGGGCGAGAAGAAGGGGGAUCCGGGGGAUCCGGAGGGUCCCGGGGACGCCAGGGCUCCUCCGUCCCCCUCCGAGCUCGGGCGCGAUGUGGCCGCGAAGUUUGCCCGGAAAUCGCCCGCUGGAGUCGGCGUGCGCGCAGAGGAGCCCCCGAGGGGACGGAAAGAGGCGAGGGCGGUCAACAGAGGGGGCAACGCCAAGAGUAAACCUCGGGGCAACGCGGCCCGUCCUAUGACCAGGCGCGCUCGGGCAGAGGAGGUCAUGCACCUGGCUGUGGUGGCCUGUGGGAGCCGCCUGGACGAGACGGUCACCAUGAUCAAAUCGGCCGUCCUGUUCAGCCUGAAGAAGAUCAAGGUCCACAUCUUCGCCGAGGACCCCUUGGCUCCGCAGUUUGAGGAGAAGCUGCACCAGUGGCCUCGCUCCAUCUCAGCCAAGUUCCAGUACAGCAUCUACCCCAUCUCCUUCUCCGUGGGCAACGCCGACGAGUGGAAGAAGCUCUUCAAGCCCUGCGCCGCCCAGCGGCUCUUCCUCCCCGUCAUCCUGAAGGAUGUGGACUCGCUGCUGUACGUGGACACGGACGUCCUGUUCCUGCGGCCCAUGGACGCCAUCUGGAGCCUCCUCAGGUCCUUCAACCGGACCCAGCUGGCCGCCAUGGCGCCGGAGCACGAGGUGCCCAAGAUCGGCUGGUACAGCCGCUUCGCGCGCCACCCCUUCUACGGGGUGACGGGGGUCAACUCCGGGGUGAUGCUGAUGAACCUCACCAGGAUCCGCAGCACGCUGUUCAAGAACAGUAUGAUUCCCGGCGGCCUGUCGUGGGAGGAUCUGCUCCAUCCGCUGUACCAGAAGUACAAGAACCACAUCACCUGGGGGGACCAGGACCUGCUCAACAUCAUCUUCCACUACAACCCAGAGUGUCUGUUCAUCUUCCCCUGCCAGUGGAACUACCGGCCCGACCACUGCAUGUACGGGAGCAACUGCAAGGGCGCCGAGGAGGAGGGCGUGUCCAUUCUCCACGGCAACCGGGGGGUGUACCACGACGACAAGCAGCCGGCGUUCAAGGUCGUCUACGACGCCAUACGAGACUUUCCCUUCGAGGACAACAUGUUCCGGUCGCUCUUCUACCCCAUCCAGACCAAGUUCCUGGACACGGUCAACACGCUGUGCGGACGCAUUCCCCAGGUCUUCCUCAAGCAGGUGGAGAAGACCAUGAGGAAGAUGUUCGAGGAGAAGGUGGUGCACCACGCCCGGCCGCACAACUAAGGAGAGAGGGAGGGCGAGGACUCUCACCUGGAGGAGAGGUGGAGCGCCCAGCCCGGCGCUCAUAGAAAAAAUGUGGGAAUGUGGAAAAACGGCAGCGGAAGACUCAACCGCUGCUUCUUCUCCGUCAACAUGCGUAAAAACUCUGCCGUCAUCUCAAGAGGGGAAGAAAAACUUCCGGAACUGUUCUUGCAACUUGGGAGAACGACUUGAAGCAGUCGAUCCAGGAACCACUCCUCUAAGAUCGUGAAUGUUCUACCUUGUAAUGUGAGCCUGCGUGAACCAGAAGACUUGGUGGUUUUGUUCUGCAGCCGCCUAAAGAAACCACUGACAGUAUUACUAAAUACAGCACAGCAGUUUAAAAAAAGAAAAAGUUGAGUAUCGAAUGUGACAAUGCACUUUGAGAAUGAUUUUAGGACUGGAUUUUAUUUGUAUACAUGUAAAAUGCAAGAUUUUCUGACUGGAUGGAAACCAAAAGUGCUAGCAGUUAAAAAAGAAAUCAUAUCAGAAGUGAUUAUGUGCCAUAUAAAUGUUCAUGUCUGCCAUGUUUACCUUUGAAAGGAAGUGAGUGGGACGGAAAUCGGUCUCUCCAGGAUCUCUCAAUCUCUGUGGUUUUUACAGCCAGAUUCUCAAACUUCACGGAUGAUCAGAUAUUCUUAUCAUAAUGGGGAAUAUUGACCACACGAAUUAUGUAAUUAUGUGAAUACUGAGGCAUUCACCUCUUUAUUUUCCUGUUUAUUUUUUUUAUUUCAUUUUUUAACCUGUCCAGCAUGGACGCAGCAGAAUGGAGGUCUGGCUGCUGUUGUGUUCCAGACAGAUUUGCUCUUCCAAGAGGAGCUCAUAAGCAUAAAGCUCCUCUUUUUAACAUGCUUCCUUACUUUAUUUAUUUUGAGUACUGAUGCAUGAUAUUGCUGGACCUGACAGGGGGGCAAGAAGAUUGGUAGGGAGACAGAGAGUGAAAGAAACAAGUGAACAGACAAGCAGACAACAACAAAACAAAGAGUGAAGAGAAGGAAGAGAGAGCAAAGAUACAAUGGUCUUUUGAGCGGCUACUGCACCUGCACAAAGGUGUGACAGAGGACAUCCUAUGGACUUUUGCUGGAGAUUAUAGCUGGUAGCAAACUGGGGUGUGAAGCUGAGGAUCCAGGUAUGAAAUUACACCAGAGCAUCAGGAGAGGCCUAAUACAGAUAACGAUUAGUCGAACCCACCACAAGACAAUGUGGCCGAGUCCACAUGCAGAAUAUGAAGAGCGAUUAAAGAUCAGCGUGAUCAUGCAAAUGUGAUAGUGAUCAUGCAUAUAUGACCUCUGACCCCUGAGAAGACCAGAAGCAGGCUGGAGAGGCCCUCAGACAAGCGGCAGCCAUCCCGGAGCCCAGAUCCGAGCUCCUCCCCCAGGCAGACGUCCACACACCGGUCCAGACAGGGGCAGAGGAAGGCCCCUGGCAGCCACUGGGCCUGGGCCCCAGGGGACCAAGACCGACAGGCCCCCCCAAGGGUAUCACAGCCCCCCCAAAACUUUCCCGUCCCCCUCCCUCCUCCCUGCCCCUCCCUCCAGCCACAAAACGCAGGUAAAUUCCUUGUGAUGUUCACAGUGCUUUCAUUUUGUCUCUGUCUCAAACAGCUCUCUCUCCACAUGUUUGAGGAGAAUGCAGAAUAUUCUCCCAUCCGCUCCAGUGCAUUUUGGAGAGAGACUUUCUCGCUGAAAUCCAAAAAUUCACACGUUUUUACAAACUCGCUGUGGCUAUAUGGAUGAUCCUACUGACAGCUAUUUUUAACUCAAAAUUGCUUUCAGCGUUUUUCAAGGUUUUUUUUUUUAGCUUUUUUUCAACUUUUUGAGCUUUUUUUGAAACUUUUGAAACUUUUUACCUUAUUGGAGCUUUUAUUCAACUUUUUCAGCUUUUUUCAACUUUUCUUCUUGAGCUUCUUCUGCAUUACAAUAUAGCAUUUUCAGCUCAGCGUUCACACUUGCCUUUUCUUAAGGAGAUGCAAAUUUUUAGUUGCUACAAUGAUGAUGCCAUAUUAAAAAAAAAAGCCACAACUACAUGUUUCAGGAUUAUUGGAGGCCAUGUGACUGCAAUACUACGCACAAGCUACAUUCCCCUUAAACGUUGACACAACACAGAAUUAGUGACAGUGGAGACAACGUGCAACGCCUUCCAGCAUUUUAAUGUGGGGGAAGAAAAAAAAAAACAGCAGGAAAAUAAAAUUGGAAGCACCUGUAAAUGUUCAGAGGUUUGAGGGGAUUUCU
Molecule: messenger RNA, 3809 nt
Organism: Salarias fasciatus (jewelled blenny)
Lineage: Eukaryota; Metazoa; Chordata; Actinopteri; Blenniiformes; Blenniidae
Gene: gxylt2
Product: glucoside xylosyltransferase 2
Exons: 7
Coding region: 172-1563 (463 amino acids)
Biological process (GO): protein O-linked glycosylation via N-acetylgalactosamine
Molecular function (GO): UDP-xylosyltransferase activity
Source: RefSeq, a predicted model, not a curated record